Anolis carolinensis (green anole) is the source of this 5832-nucleotide messenger RNA. It is a transcript of the gene zswim6, whose product is annotated as zinc finger SWIM-type containing 6. NCBI's taxonomy places the organism in Eukaryota, Metazoa, Chordata, Lepidosauria, Squamata, Anolidae. Gene Ontology annotation, cellular component: Cul2-RING ubiquitin ligase complex. Bases 25 to 3705 code for a protein of 1226 amino acids. The record is from RefSeq and is a predicted model, not a curated record. The transcript has 14 exons. Gene Ontology annotation, molecular function: zinc ion binding.
UGUGGGCUUAGAAGCGGCGCGACCAUGGCGGAGCGCGGACAGCUCCCUCCGGCCGCCAAGCGCCUCUGCUGCAGACCGGGCUACGGGGCCGGGUGCAGGCCCGGACAGCGGGCGGGGAGCGUCGGCGGCAUUCAGCUCAGCGACGGCUUGAGCGGCGGCGCCCUGUGCGUGGCGGGACCGUCCUCCUCGUCCUCCGCCGCCUCCGCUUCUGUCCCCGUGGCUUUCCCCCCGGCCCUGGCCGCCGCCUACGCCGCCGCGUUGGGGGUCCUCCCGCUGGGCAAGACGCAGAGCCCGGAGUCGCUGCUGGACAUCGCGGCGCGGCGGGUGGCCGAGAAGUGGCCCUUCCAGCGCGUGGAGGAGCGCUUCGAGCGCAUCCCGGAGCCCGUCCAGCGCCGCAUCGUGUACUGGUCCUUCCCCCGCAGCGAGAGGGAGAUCUGCAUGUACUCCUCCUUCAACGCCGCCGUCAACGCCGCCACCGAGGACGCCGCCAACGCCUCCGCCAACGCCUCCGCCGCCAACGCCUCCGCCAGCGCCGCCUCCCCCAACGUGGGCUCCGCGUCCGGAAACAGUGGCGGCGGCGGCAACAACAAUAACAACGGAGGCGGCAGCAACAACAAUAACAACGGGCCCGGAGGAGCCGCCGACGCCGCCUCGGGCGACGAGAGCCGCUUGCCCUUCCGCAGGGGCAUCGCCUUGCUCGACGGCGGCUGCGUGGACAACGUCCUGCAAGUCGGUUUCCACCUCAGCGGCACAGUGACCGAGCCUGCAGUGCAGUCAGAGCCAGAAACUGUUUGCAAUGUAGCUAUCAGCUUUGAUCGUUGCAAGAUUACCUCAGUGACCUGUAGCUGUGGAAACAAAGACAUAUUUUACUGUGCUCAUGUCGUGGCACUUUCUUUAUAUCGGAUCCGCAAGCCUGAUCAGGUCAAACUGCAUCUUCCCAUUUCAGAGACUCUCUUUCAGAUGAACAGAGACCAACUCCAGAAGUUUGUACAGUAUUUGAUCACAGUGCACCAUACAGAAGUUUUGCCAACUGCUCAAAAAUUAGCAGAUGAAAUCCUUUCUCAGAAUUCAGAGAUCAAUCAAGUUCAUGGUGCCCCUGACCCAACAGCUGGUGCUAGUAUAGAUGAUGAAAACUGCUGGCAUCUUGAUGAAGAGCAAGUCCAAGAACAGGUUAAGCUCUUUCUUUCCCAGGGUGGAUAUCAUGGAUCAGGGAAGCAGCUCAACUUGCUUUUUGCAAAGGUGCGAGAGAUGUUAAAGAUGAGAGAUUCAAAUGGUGCUCGAAUGCUGACAUUGAUAACAGAACAGUUCAUGGCUGACCCCCGCCUAUCACUUUGGAGGCAACAAGGGACUGCUAUGACAGACAAAUACAGACAACUCUGGGAUGAAUUAGGUGCUCUCUGGAUGUGUAUAGUCUUAAAUCCUCAUUGCAAAGUGGAACAAAAGGCCAGUUGGCUGAAACAGCUGAAAAAAUGGAACAGUGUUGAUGUUUGUCCCUGGGAGGAUGGGAACCAUGGAAAUGACCUACCCAGCCUAACCAAUGCUUUGCCUCAGGGUGCAAAUGCAAUCCAAGAUUCCUUGAACAGGUCUCACCGGACAGUAUUCACCCGAGCCAUUGAGGCCUGCGAUCUCCACUGGCAGGACAGCCAUUUGCAGCACAUUAUUAGCAGUGACCUGUAUACGAACUACUGUUGCCAUGAUGAUGCUGAAAACUCGCUCUUUGACUCUCAUGGGUGGCCCCUCUGGCAUGAACAUGUGCCUACAGCCUGUGCAAGGGUGGAUGCUCUGAGAUCUCAUGGCUAUCCCAGAGAAGCACUGCGGCUUGCUAUAGCUAUUGUUAAUACGCUAAGGAGGCAGCAGCAGAAACAGCAGGAAAUGUUCCGGUUCCAGAAGAAAGAACUUCUCCAUAAAGGAGUAACCUCUAUAACUAACUUGGAAGGCUGGGUUGGGCAUCCCUUGGAUCCAAUUGGCACCCUUUUCAGUAGUCUUAUGGAAGCAUGCAGAGUGGAUGAUGAGAGCUUCCAUGUGUUCUCUGACUUCUCAGAGAACAUAGGUCAGUGCAGAUCUCUGGAAUAUUACCACCUGCCUGCCCACAAAUUCUUAGAAGAAGGGGAAUCUUUCCUGACGCUAGCCGUUGAAGUGGCAUUGAUAGGACUGGGGCAGCAACGGAUAAUGCCCGAUGGCUUGUAUGCCCAAGAGAAAGUUUGUCGGAAUGAGGAACAGCUGAUUUCCAAGCUGCAGGAAAUAGAACUGGAUGACACCCUGGUGAAAAUUUUCCAAAAGCAAGCAGUCUUCCUAUUAGAAGCUGGACCUUAUAGCGGUCUGGGUGAAAUCAUCCAUCGAGAGAGUGUUCCAAUGCACACAUUUGCCAAGUACCUUUUCACCUCUCUCCUACCUCAUGAUGCUGAACUAGCAUACAAAACUGCACUGAGAGCAAUGCGGUUACUAGUAUUGGAAUCCACAGCCCCAUCGGGAGAUAUGUCUCGCCCGCAUCACAUUGCAUCAGUUGUUCCAAACCGGUAUCCCCGAUGGUUCACCCUCAGUCACAUUGAAUCUCAGCAGUGUGAGUUGGCAUCAACUAUGCUAACUGCAGCCAAAGGUGAUGUUCGAAGGCUUGAAACAGUGUUAGAAUCUAUCCAGAAAAACAUUCACUCCUCAUCACACAUCUUCAAGCUGGCGCAGGAUGCAUUUAAAAUAGCAACAAUUAUGGAUACUCUGCCAGAUAUCACCCUUCUGAAAGUCUCUCUGGAGCUGGGUCUUCAGGUGAUGCGUAUGACAUUAUCAACAUUGAAUUGGCGGAGGCGGGAGAUGGUGAGGUGGUUAGUAACAUGUGCAACAGAAGUAGGUGUUUACGCACUGGAUAGCAUCAUGCAAAGCUGGUUUACACUCUUCACUCCAACUGAGGCGACUAGUAUUGUUGCUACCACCGUGAUGUCCAACAGCACCAUUGUCCGCUUGCAUCUGGACUGCCACCAGCAGGAGAAACUGGCCAGCAGUGCUAGGACGCUUGCUCUGCAGUGUGCGAUGAAGGAUCCUCAGAACUGUGCCCUCUCUGCACUUACCUUAUGUGAAAAGGACCAUAUAGCUUUUGAGACUGCUUACCAAAUCGUUCUUGAUGCUGCUGCAACCGGCAUGAGUUAUACGCAGCUGUUCACUAUAGCACGUUAUAUGGAACAUCGUGGUUAUCCCAUGCGGGCCUACAAGCUUGCCACGUUGGCCAUGACGCAUCUCAACCUGAGUUACAAUCAGGACACACACCCUGCCAUUAAUGAUGUUCUGUGGGCAUGCGCUCUUAGCCAUUCCCUUGGCAAAAAUGAACUUGCGGCGAUUAUACCUCUGGUUGUCAAAAGUGUCAAAUGCGCAACAGUACUGUCGGACAUCUUGCGUAGAUGUACUUUGACCACUCCAGGAAUGGUGGGACUCCAUGGAAGGAGGAACUCUGGGAAACUCAUGUCAUUGGACAAAGCCCCACUGAGGCAACUCCUGGAUGCCACAAUUGGAGCGUAUAUUAAUACCACACAUUCUCGACUCACGCACAUCAGUCCACGGCAUUACAGCGAGUUCAUAGAGUUCCUGAGUAAGGCCCGAGAGACCUUCCUAAUGGCACACGAUGGACACAUUCAGUUUACACAGUUCAUUGACAACCUAAAACAAAUUUACAAAGGCAAAAAGAAACUGAUGAUGUUGGUUCGUGAACGGUUUGGUUGACAAAAACAAUGUGUGACUGGCGUGAUGGGGUGGGGGGUGGGAGAGAAGUGGGAGGGCGGUAUGUUUUUACUUGAGCCUGCCUUUGUAUUCUUUUUAACUUAAACAGAGCCACACCGGUAUUAUAUGUGUAUAGUUAUAUACUGAGUUUGCGAAACUAAAAUGUCACUCUGUAAAGGUUUGUGUGUGUGUAUGCGCGUGUGUUUUCCUUUUCCGUUCUGUAUGAGAGAUUGAGAGGCUUAAAAAUGUUUGGUUUACACUGAGUAUAUGUUGUCAAGUGGCAGAAAUCCACAGAGCUCUCCUGUUCUUUCUGUAUAUGUUCAUGGCCUCAAAUCAAACAAAACAAAAAAAACAAAAAACAAAAAAGAGAGAGAGAAAUAUAUUGCAAUGGCUUUAAAAAGAAAAACCAAACAAAAACACCUCCAUCCUGUGAUAAGUACCUCGAAUGGCUCCAGCUUUACUCCUUUGUAACUCAUCCUGACAUUUCAGCUUACUUAAAUGAACCAACCACACAAAUAACAAAAUAGUUUCAAAGGCUGACCCACCAUGUGGCUUUGCAGUGCUUUUUCAUCCAGAAGCAUGGCACAUGAUGCUUGUGCAUGUGGAACCUUAGCGACUGUCAACAUACAUUCUCAGGGAUUUAUCUGAAAAAAAAUUAAAGAAUGAGAACAUUUAUUGUACUGUAUAUAUAUUAUAGUAUAUGUCGGAAUAUUGAGAAAAUAUAACAUUAACUAAUUUAUAAAAAAAUCUAUAAUGCGAAAAUACUUGAAGCUGCAGUAGCUUGGUUUUAAACAAAAACAAGAAAAACGUAUUGAAAAGACGUCUGUGCGCCUAGCUUCAGGGCUGGCUCAGGUGAUCAUCAUAAUAUGCUGGGCAUCUAUGCAGAGCCACCUUUUGGAUUGCAUUGUUGAAUGGAAAUUGGGCGAUAAUUUAUACAUAUAUAUAUAUUUAUACAGACAAAUAUGUAUAUAUGUAUACAUAUUUGUGCUCGUGUUAACAGGCACUCUAAUAAAAGAGGGGACAACACAGUCAGAGCAGCAAGCCUUAGCAUUAAGAAUACAGUAUGCCAGAUUUGGGGUUUGUGCCUCCUAGCCUAGAAAACUUAAAUCUUCUUUUUCUUUUUCCCCCCACACACAGGGUGGCUAUAGGUAAUGAUGUAUCAUAUUGUCACCCCAUGUGAACCUAACUGGGAUGCACACAAACAGCAUUGCAUCCUGGUUACCUGAUUGAAUUUUUUUUUUGACCACUCGUCUUGAAAUGAACAUAUUACUGAAGCAGUACAAUGGGAAAAUUGUCCUACCAAUUGGCCAGACACUGCAAGUAACCAGCUUCAAAUGCUGUUUGUGCGCAAUGCACUUGGCUCGGAAAUGGUGACCUUGUGUGAUACUUUCGCCUGUUGCUACCUGUAAUGUUUUCCAAAACAAUUGACAUAAUACAUUACGCCUUUGCAGUGAGCUAAUAAUAAGCUAACCUUUGUGCACAAAUAACAUAUAUAUUAUAUAUAUAUAAAUAUAUUCUGCAUAGGUAUUUGACUUUGUGCAGGACAGAAAGUUGUGUAGGUAUGACUGUUCUACUAUUCAGUUUGUUUGUUUUAAAAUAUUUUUAUUUCCUAUAGAAUUACUUCAAAAGAAAGCAGCCUUCUAUCUUGCCUUGUCUUAAUGCUUUAAAAUAACCAAACUGGAGAUCUAACUACCAAACUGUUUUAUUAUUAUUAUUAUUAUUAUUAUUAUUAUUAUUAUUACCACCACCGAUUUUGGUUACAGUAUAGUCUCUUUUACUUUAGCUGUUGGUUCUGUACCCUUGUGCUUUUUAAACUAUUUUUUUAACAUUUUGGUGCAAACGUCUUGUGUCUCGUUCCUUUCGUUAGAGAACAUGCUAGAGGUAUGUCUGUAGGCAUUUUUGUUUGUUUAGGGGGGGGGGAACUUGUUCUAUGCUCUCCAUUUUAUUUAUUAUACUAGGGAAAAAAAGGUUGUAUUUCAUCACCCAUGUAAACAUGCUCAUGAAGUUGAAAGUAAUUAAGAUUUGAUACACUGAUAUCAAUUUAUUUAUGUAACUAAAUCACUGUUUUAUAAACUUGUUAAUGAUCAACAAUUUUUUUGUUUUGAUUAAAAUUAGUUUUUUGGAAGUUGA